AUGGCGGAGAGUCCACAAUCUGAGGGUUUCCCCAUAUCUGGAGAUGAUUCGAGGGAACGGAGGAGAAGACCGCGAAGGCGAGAACGUCAGGAACAGAUGAGGCCUUGGGAGGCGAGAUCGUCUAGCGGAACCGUUGCUUCGGAGCCGCUUCGUGCAGCUGGAACCUGGCACAAGACCCCAGCGUAUCAGGAGACGGGUAUUAUACAAUACAACAUAUGGUGUUCAUCUGACUCGUGUAUAUCGCUAAUCAGUCUUUGGAACGAAUCUCAGGAAGGUACGUACAAAGGGACGAGCAUAUCGCCAUCGCCUGUCUUCCCGUUCAAAACAGAACUUCAGGUCGGACCUCACCUAAAUCAACCCAUCUCUCCCUCGGGAGGUGUCAUUACCACUGGUAUGGCUGCCUUGCGUGUCGCUCAGAAACGUCGUCUUAAACGUACUGUGCUUCUAUCUAACGGCCUAAGCAGCGGUACACCACUUCUCUCAUAUCCUUCGCUCCCGAACGGUCUUCCAUCCGAGGUCGCCGGAGAGGCCGAGGAAGCCAUGCUAUCGCAUACAUGCACAGUCGCAGUGGUAGAUUUCACUAUCUUGGGUGUUGCUCUCAUGCAAUGCUUGGGAAUGAGGCUGGAUGAGCGGUAG
Messenger RNA from Fomitiporia mediterranea MF3/22, 636 nucleotides. RefSeq lists its product as uncharacterized. The record is from RefSeq and is a predicted model, not a curated record. The transcript has 5 exons. The coding region runs from base 1 to 636 and encodes 211 amino acids. Lineage: Eukaryota; Fungi; Basidiomycota; Agaricomycetes; Hymenochaetales; Hymenochaetaceae.